Funneliformis mosseae is the source of this 349-nucleotide messenger RNA. The record is from the annotation of a GenBank genome assembly. Lineage: Eukaryota; Fungi; Glomeromycota; Glomeromycetes; Glomerales; Glomeraceae.
AGAUGGUUCUGCUAGAUUUAAUUUCGGUAAUUCUUCCGUACUUUGUUCAAUAAAUGGUCCAGCUGAAGUUAAAUUACGAGACGAAAAAUUGGAUAAAGCUACCAUUGAUGUGAUUGUUAGACCUUUAGUUGGCACAACAGGGACAAAGGAUAGAACUCAUGAAUAUAUUUUACGUUCAACAUUUGAGAAUGUUAUUCAAGCCGGAUUACACCCAAGGACACAAAUUCAAAUUGUUUCACAAGUGAUGAUGGAUGAUGGAAGUAUCGUGGCAGCUGCAAUAAAUGCAACUACGAUCGCUUUAAUCGAUGCAGGAAUUCCAAUGAAAGAUCUCGUUGCGGCUGUUUCUUGC